AUGCACCUGUCCACCCGCAUCGUCGCCGCCGCGCUGGCCGCCCUUCCCCUGGCCGCUGCCUGGCCCGCCGAGCUCACGCGCAACGCCGAGGGCUUCUGCCACAGCACCCCCAGCUCGCGGCUGCUGGCGCUGCACGAGAGCAUCGUCAAGGGCGAGCAGGAGACGCUGGACAUGAUCGCCAAGGGCGAGGCCAUCAUCGAGGAGGCUCUGGCCAAGACCGAGAGCGGCCUACAGGCCCGCGGCGACGCCGGCAUGACGGUGACCAGGCGUGACAGCGGCGCGCUGAUUACUCUUGAUGCCUGGUUCCACGUCGUCUACAGCAGCAAGACGGCCAAGGGCGGGUACCUGACUUCCCAGAACAUCAAGGACCAGCUCUCCGCCCUCAACAAGGCCUUUGACCCCAGCAACAUCGCCUUCAACCUCGUCAACACCACCUACACGCAAAACUCCGACUGGGCCGCCUCCACCGACGGCUCCCAGUCCACCACGCGUGCCAUGAAGAGCAAGCUGCACCAGGGCGACGCGCGCACCCUCAACCUCUACUUCCUGCCCGGCUACGACGUCAACGGGGAGUGCACCUUCCCCGACGAGAUCGACCCCAACGAUCCCGCCACGCUGCGCAACGACGGCUGCCAGGUCGGCUCCUUCACGCUGCCCGGCAACGACAACGUCUUCAACAUGGCGCUCACGGCCGUCCACGAGGUCGGCCACUGGCUCGGCCUGCUGCACACCUUCCAGGGCGGUUGCGACGAGGAGGGCGGCGACUACAUCUCGGACACGCCGGCGGAGAAGACGAGCAACUACGGAAAGUGCCCGGCCGGCCGCGACACCUGCCCGGACCUGCCCGGCCUGGACCCGAUCGACAACUACAUGGACUAUUCGCGAGACUCUUGCUACAGCAAGUUCACAGCCGAGCAGAUCAAGCGCCAGCGCUCGAUCCUGGCCGGCCUCCGCGUGGGUAACUCUGCGUAG
Cordyceps fumosorosea ARSEF 2679 is the source of this 972-nucleotide messenger RNA. RefSeq names its product metalloprotease 1. Gene Ontology annotation, molecular function: metallopeptidase activity. NCBI's taxonomy places the organism in Eukaryota, Fungi, Ascomycota, Sordariomycetes, Hypocreales, Cordycipitaceae. The transcript has 3 exons. The record is from RefSeq and is a predicted model, not a curated record. The coding region runs from base 1 to 972 and encodes 323 amino acids.